AUGAGCAACAACGGUAAUACAAAUGAUCGAAAUACUAGUAAUAACAAUACAAAAACAAUGAAAUUUAAUUUAAAUAAAUCGGUUCAAGUUACAAAAGUAUUUGUUCGAGAAAAUCAACGAUUAACCAAAAAUGACUCGAUUUUUUCAAUGGUCGAUACUCAUAAUCCGGAUGGCAAGAAAGAACUAUUUUUGUCUUCGAUCUUGGGUACAAUAACAAAAUUAUACAUUCAUGAAUGGGAUAUUCUAUCAUAUGGUUCAAUAAUUUUGGAAUAUGAAGAAUGUCUUCAUACAAUUACCUUCAAGAAUUUAUGUUGUGAUUGUGGUGCUAAUUUAAAUCAGUUAAAAGAUAAAAUAGAAACGAUUUCAUCAGGAAAUGGUAUCUCUGAUCCAUCGGGUGAUUCAUCUUUAUCAUCGUUAUCAGCAACGAUGAGACCAGUAACAACAGUGUCAAUGGAACAUACUGUACCAGAACUUAGAAUAACACCAGAAGCUGAAAAAUAUAGUAUCGAAGAGCGAGAUCGUCUUCUUCGUGAACGUAAACUUGAUUUGCUUGUUGAUCUUGAUCAAACACUUCUUCAUACAACAAAUUCAAGUCAUUAUUAUCCAUAUUCACCUGACGUUAUUGCAUAUCAAUUAAAUACUCAAUCAUCACAAACAUUCUAUACAAAAUUACGUCCCGGUGUAAAAGAAUUUCUUACUAAUCUUUUACCAUAUUAUCAAUUUCAUAUUGUCACUUUUGGUGAACGUCUUUAUGCACAUACAAUGGCAAAAUUAAUUGAUCCAAAUAAAACAUUUUUCUAUCAUAGAAUCUUAUCUCGUAAUGAAUGUUUUGAUCCAACACGAAAAACAGCUAAUUUAGGUGCAUUAUUUCCUUGUGGUGAUUCAAUGGUUUGUAUUAUUGACGAUCGUGAAGAUGUUUGGAAUUAUGCAAAAAAUCUUGUACAUGUUAAACCAUAUGUAUGGUUUAAAGAUGUUGGUGAUAUAAAUGAUAUUCAUCUUCCAUCUCCACCUAUUCCGAGUGAACAAUUAAUUCCACCAAUAAGUGAAAAAGAAUUUGAAGAACAGUUAGAAAAUAGUGAACAUAUUGUUGAUGAACGUAUGGAAAUGGAUAGUAAUGCAUUAAUUGAACGAACAACAGAAGAAGGUUAUCAAAAUGCUAUUCAUAGAGGUGAAAAACGAAAAUUUGAUAAUGAUAAUAGUACGAAUGAAAAUGUCGAAGAGGACGAAGCAAAUAAAAAAUUAAAAGAACAAAAUGAUAAUAACAAUGAACCAACGAACACUACAGCUUUGCCAGUAACUAAUGAUUCAAAUGUUUCUAUUGAUAGUGAUACUUAUUUACAUCAAUUAGAAGUAAUUUUAACACGUAUUCAUACUGAAUUUUAUGCAGCGUAUGAUCAAUGGACACAAGAUAAAACACGUGAUAUGCCUGAUUUAAAACAAAUCUUACCUGAUAUACGUCGACAAGUACUUACAAAUGUGUCACUUUGUUUUUCUCAUUUAAUGCCACAAGGUUAUCCGUUAGAAAAACAUCGUGCAACAAUUAUUGCACGAGCUAUGGGCGCAAAUGUUACACAAGAUUUACAAAUUGAUGAUAAUGGAAAUUGUUUAACUACACAUGUUGUUGCAGGAAAACGAACAACUAAAGUUGAUCGAGCUAUAAAAUAUAAUAUUCAUGUUGUUACACCUGAAUGGUUAAUUGAUUGUUAUGAACAAUGGGAAAGAAAAGCCGAAGAAAAUUAUAUAUUACAUCCAAAUUAUGAUGUGAAAAAAUCAAGAUUAUUUACAAAAGAAGCACCUAGAAUAGCAUUUAAUGAUCCUAAUACUGGAAAUGAACGAAUAUCUUUGACUAAACAAAGAAAUCAAAACCCGUCUGACGAUGAACCAACAUCAAGUUCAACAAUCAGUAAAUCUACAAAAACAUCCUUAAAACGUUCUCGUACACCUGAAAUACCAUCAACUACUGAUAUACCCACUGAUGUGAUUGAUGAAGAUGAUCAACCAACAACAAGAAAAUAUAAUUUCAGCAUGAGUGUUGAUGAAUUAUCUGAUAUGGAAAAAGAAGUCAAUGAUUUUUGUAAUGAAGAUGAAGACGACGAUGAUGAUGAUGAUAAUAAUAAUAAUAAUGAUGAUUCAAAUGACACACGAUCCAGACCAAUCAAACAACAACGAACAUCAUCAUUUACUCCAAUAACGACAACAGAUAAUCCAAAUGAUGAUCGUGAAGAUGAUUAUAAUUCUGAUUCAUCUAGUAGUCAAAAAUUACGUGAUCUUAUACUUGGUAAAAAACAGGAAACGGACUCUGACGAAGAAAGUCUCGGUGAUGAUGAGGCACCUCGUGGUUGGAAAAAUAAUCAAAAACGAAGAAAAAAUAAAUCAUAG
Molecule: messenger RNA, 2379 nt
Organism: Rotaria sp. Silwood1
Lineage: Eukaryota; Metazoa; Rotifera; Eurotatoria; Philodinida; Philodinidae
Source: the annotation of a GenBank genome assembly